AUGUUGUUGUAUUCCAGUGGACCGGAAGGUACUCCAUUUGAAGGUGGUGUUUUCGCUGUGCGUUUGAAUUUCCCAUCUGAUUAUCCUUUGUCUCCACCAAAAAUGCAAUUUCUGACUGAAGUAUUUCAUCCAAAUAUCUAUCCAGAUGGACGUGUAUGCAUUUCCAUACUUCAUGCACCUGGUGAUGAUCCAAUGGGUUAUGAAAGUUCCGUUGAACGUUGGAGUCCUGUUCAAUCAGUUGAAAAAAUUCUACUCUCUGUUGUUAGUAUGCUUGCAG
Schistosoma turkestanicum is the source of this 277-nucleotide messenger RNA. The record is from the annotation of a GenBank genome assembly. NCBI's taxonomy places the organism in Eukaryota, Metazoa, Platyhelminthes, Trematoda, Strigeidida, Schistosomatidae.